CUACUACUUCCCAAUUGAUUUGACGAUUUGGCGUUUCUCACUUGCUCUUUCUCUCUACUCCCCUCUCCGUCAUCAUUGGGUACUUGAGACGUUGCUUAGAACGAAUUAGUGGCACAGUCUAGCUUUGGGAGUGCGAUCGGGCAAACGAUUUUAGGAAAGAGCUCCAAGCAACAAUGGCAACCAAAGCUCUAGGCGGGCAAGGCGGCGCCACGCAAACGCCUAAGCAGAAGAUCGAGCUCUUCAGUCCCCAAUACUUCGCAGCAUGCACUCUGGGCGGCAUUAUCGCUUGUGGUCCCACGCACACCUCAGUCACGCCGCUCGAUCUCGUCAAAUGUCGCCGCCAAGUCGACGCCAAACUCUACACCUCCAACCUCCAAGCCUGGUCCAAAAUCUUCCGCAAUGAAGGAAUGCGAGGGAUCUUCACCGGAUGGAGUCCGACCUUUAUCGGCUACAGCUUCCAAGGUGCCGGCAAGUACGGCGCGUACGAAGUCUUCAAAUACUAUUACGGCGAGAAAUUGUUCCCAAAUGCUCCAAAGACGAUUGUAUAUCUCGGAGCUUCCGCGACGGCCGAAGCGAUUGCCGAUGUCUUCCUGUGCCCCUUCGAAGCAAUCAAGGUAAGGAUGCAGACGACAAUCCCACCUUAUGCGACGACCUUGCGAGAGGGAUGGGGGAAGGUCGUGAAAGAGGAAGGAUUUGGUGGGCUGUACAAGGGACUUGCACCAUUGUGGGCGAGGCAGAUUCCCUACACAAUGGUCAAGUUCGCGACGUUCGAGAGUGCUGUGGCACAAAUCUACAAGACGCUAGGAAAGAAGAAGGAAGAGUACAACACAUUGCAACAAACUGGAGUCAGUUUUUUGGGAGGAUAUAUUGCCGGAAUUGGAUGUGCUGUCAUCUCGCAUCCUGCGGAUGUGAUGGUCAGUAAGUUGAACGCCAACAAGGGAAAGGGUGAAGGUGCGGGGCAGGCUAUUGGAAGAAUUUAUAAGGAGAUUGGGUUCAAGGGGUUAUGGAAUGGGCUGCCGGUGAGAAUCGCGAUGAUUGGUACAUUGACGGCGUUCCAGUGGUUGAUCUAUGAUUCGUUCAAGGUGUACUUGGGAUUGCCCACGACGGGCGGACAUUAAGAGACUGGUUGAGAAGGUAAAAGUACGACGGACUGCGGAUUUUUCAGCAUGGCGUUCUUGGAGCUUUGAGAGAUCGCGCGACUGCACUCAUGAUAGAGGAUACAGAGUAGUACACCAUGAUAUGGGUAAAACCAUUGUCGACAGCCUUAUCAUCGUGUCCUUAGGGAUGCGCAAAAUCUAGGCCAUCUCAUUAAGCCUUCAAGCUUUUUGGCACGGCCACCAAGCUUUCAA
Molecule: messenger RNA, 1349 nt
Organism: Cercospora beticola
Lineage: Eukaryota; Fungi; Ascomycota; Dothideomycetes; Mycosphaerellales; Mycosphaerellaceae
Gene: PIC2
Product: Cu/Pi carrier
Biological process (GO): mitochondrial phosphate ion transmembrane transport
Cellular component (GO): mitochondrial inner membrane
Molecular function (GO): phosphate transmembrane transporter activity
Source: RefSeq, a predicted model, not a curated record